Toxoplasma gondii ME49 is the source of this 1447-nucleotide messenger RNA. RefSeq lists its product as hypothetical. The transcript has a single exon. NCBI's taxonomy places the organism in Eukaryota, Apicomplexa, Conoidasida, Eucoccidiorida, Sarcocystidae. The record is from RefSeq and is a predicted model, not a curated record. The coding region runs from base 773 to 1276 and encodes 167 amino acids.
GAGAGACAAGCAGCGAGAAAGAGGCAGGCAGACAGAGAGACAAGCAGCGAGAAAGAGGGAGGCAGAGAGAGACAAGCAGCGAGAAAGAGGCAGGCAGAGAGACACAAGCAGAGAGAAAGAGGCAGGCAGACAGAGAGACAAGCAGAGGGAAAGAGGCAGGCAGACAGAGAGACAAGCAGAGAGAAAGAGGCAGGCAGACAGAGAGACAAGCAGCGAGAAAGAGGGAGGCAGAGAGAGUCAAGCAGCGAGAAAGAGGCAGGCAGAGAGACACAAGCAGAGAGAAAGAGGCAGGCAGACAGAGAGACAAGCAGAGGGAAAGAGGCAGGCAGACAGAGAGACGAGCAGAGAGAAAGAGGUAGGCAGAGAGACGAGCAGAGAGAAAGAGGUAGGCAGACAGAGAGACAAACAGAGAGAAAGAGGCAGGCAGACAGAGAGACAAGCAGAGAGAAAGAGGCAGGCAGAGAGAAAGAGGCAGGCAGACAGAGAGACAAGCAGAGAGAAAGAGGCAGGCAGAGAGAAACAAGCAGCGAGAAAGAGGCAGAGAGAGAGACAAGCAGAGAAAGGACGCAGCAGCGAAGUGCCAGUCUUCUUCCCCAUUGUGCUCCGUGUGUCUCAGUGCUCCGCGAGGCCCCUGUGUUUACCGGAAGAAGACAACGAGAGAGCAGCCGCGCGUACUUGCGUGAGUUGUUGAUCUCUUUUGGAGAUUCGCAGGACGCGCGCUGCGGUAUUUGCUGGGGACGCAUGCGUCGCUCUGAGUUCCGGGAGGGCGCGAAUGGCGUCAGUUCCCCGGAAUUCACUUGGGACUGUGCUGGCGCGUAUCAGAGCAUUACAAACGCUCACCGCAGAGGUGCGAGCCUCCAGCCAGAUGCCCAAGGAGGAGAAGCGAGGAGCCCUAAACAGACUCGGCUUGCACAGCGACUCCAGACGGAGCCGUCUUCGUUUUUUGGAGAGGACUCUGUCUGUGUCUGCGUUUCGGCGAGACGUUCGCGCCUUCAACGUCCUGGACGAGACUGCAGAAACCAGACGCAGACUGACCGAGUCUUCUUCAAGGUUUCCUUGCUGUGGUCGUCACGACAAAGAGUCUUCAGGCACACUCCCGUUCUCAGCAGGGAAGGAGGCGUCCGGUCUCGAGUCUCAAAAAAAGUUCACUCUGUCGAAGGUUUCGUACUUUGCGAAUGGACUGCCUCGUGAAAACGAUCUGUCUCCCCUUCCCAGAGAUGCAGCGAGAGACGUCCGAGAGAUCUCGUUUCUCCCCCCAGAAGCUACUCUAGACUGAACGCAAGCAGCGGUUUUCCAGACUCGCCACUCAUAUCGCAGAACUCGAGAGACCCGCUCUUCGCCAUGAAUCCUCUGCUGUCCCCGCGGAGCGCCAGAGAGGAGCGGCAGGUCCCUAGCGAAACGCUCACUCUCUCAACAGACUCAAGACUCUCCCACAACCUCUUUCGAG